This is a messenger RNA of Psilocybe cubensis, 1269 nucleotides long. RefSeq lists its product as uncharacterized. The transcript has 5 exons. The record is from RefSeq and is a predicted model, not a curated record. The coding region runs from base 1 to 1269 and encodes 422 amino acids. NCBI's taxonomy places the organism in Eukaryota, Fungi, Basidiomycota, Agaricomycetes, Agaricales, Agrocybaceae.
AUGAGUGAUUCCUACGCGAGCCACAGCAACAAAGACGGAAGAUACGGCCUCCACUUUUAUUACGGUAAUUCUUGGGAUAACCGUACAUCCGAACCGGCAAUGGAAUCUGAUGUGCAAGUUCCCGCGUGUACGACGACGACGACGAGGACGUCAUCGGCAAUCGAAUGGUCUGCGGAUGCCGUCCGAAGAACGUUACCAUUCAAUCAAAUCCCUCUACACCGACCCCCCGAGUUCUAUGAAGCCUCUAUCCAGGAAACGUCUACCCUCGGUGACAUCGGACGGCGGUCUGAGAAUGGAGUCAGCGUACUUCCAGAGUCUUACCAGCCUUCAUUACGAUCAAGUGGCGACCGCGUUACUGAGCGCCAUCCGAUGUCAUAUGUAUCCCGACUGCCAACUCAUGGCGCGCUACCGCAUAGCGGAUAUGUCAGACUUAACCCGCUUCGAUAUGCACAUCUACCCCUGUAUUUACAACAAGCAUUACUCUAUGAACCAACAGAAGAAGAGCUGGCAGAACGCGCACACCAGCCUGUACCUCCCGAGAAACUUUCUAAAUACUCCGAGCUCUCCCCACAUUUGGAAUUUAUGCAACGGCUUAAACUCGAAGAAAUGAUGGAAAAGAAAUCCAGAAAUUUGGCUCAGUGCACUUCAACGGCAGCAGCAGCAGUUCUUCCAUCUAAUGCUCCUAGGUCACCAAAUGACAUCGGAGAUGCUAUCGCUCAUCCACGUAGCGUUUCCCAGAGCACCCAUGGUACUUCUCACACAUCCAACCUGACAGCAACCCCAGCGCCUCUACCCAACUUGCUAAUUCCGGAUGCUCCUCCCCCGAAGAAGCGCAGGCGAAGUAAGCAGGCCACUGGUAAAAUGGACUCCCCAUUAGACGAUACAAUGGAGGUUGAUCAAUCUUCCAAUCCUGCGACUGACCUUGGUGGUCUUUUGGGAAAUGGGCAGAUAUCUCCCAUUUCAAAUUCCUCCGGUGAGAUCAAAUACAUCAAGUUGGACCCUAGGAAAGGAGCACUGGCAUGUACAUUCUGCCGGGAGCGUAAGAUUUCAUGCGGGAGGCCGCCUCCAGGGAGCCCCGACCAAACUUGCAAUGUGCUCGUCGCUCGUUCAAUUGCGAGUACACCGCUGACUUACCGAUUGGACCCAUCUCCAAAAGCACGACCCGACGACGACGCCGAUCAUCUGCGGGGGGCGCUUCCCCUUCUAAAUAAUGAAGCAAUCUUUUCAGGCAUGCAAAUUAAGGUCACCGACUGGGACAUCGACAGGUAG